Molecule: messenger RNA, 2327 nt
Organism: Haliaeetus leucocephalus (bald eagle)
Lineage: Eukaryota; Metazoa; Chordata; Aves; Accipitriformes; Accipitridae
Gene: SMAP1
Product: small ArfGAP 1
Exons: 11
Coding region: 58-1476 (472 amino acids)
Biological process (GO): regulation of clathrin-dependent endocytosis
Molecular function (GO): GTPase activator activity; metal ion binding
Source: RefSeq, a predicted model, not a curated record
AGCGACGCGUCCCCAGCGGUGCCGAGACCGCCCCGGCCCCGCUCCAGCCCCGCCGCCAUGGCCACCCGCUCCUGCCGGGAGAAGGCGCAGAAGCAGAACGAGCAGCACCAGGCCAUCCUGGCCAAGCUGCUGCGGGAGGAGGACAACAAGUACUGCGCGGACUGCGAGGCCAAGGGUCCAAGAUGGGCCUCUUGGAACACCGGUGUUUUUAUUUGCAUCAGAUGUGCUGGAAUACAUCGAAAUCUUGGGGUCCAUAUAUCAAGGGUCAAGUCUGUCAACUUGGACCAAUGGACACCAGAGCAAAUACAGUGCAUGCAGGAAAUGGGAAAUACUAAAGCAAGACUACUCUAUGAAGCUAAUCUACCAGAGAACUUCCGCAGACCUCAAACAGAUCAAGCUGUGGAAUUUUUCAUCAGGGAUAAGUACGAAAAGAAGAAGUAUUAUGAUAAAAAUGCAGUUAAUGCCUUCAAUAUAUCCUCUUCUGAUGCUGCUCAGCCUUUGGCAUCCUCUCCUUCUCUGCAAGCUGCUGCUGAGAAGAGCAAAGCAGAGAAGGAAAAAGAAAAAAAGAAAGAAGAGAAAAAGAGAGAGAGAGAAUCAGAAAAACCAUCAAAACAAUUAGCAGUUGAAAAGCCACUGAAGAAAGAGGAUCAGCAAUCAGAAGCUAAAGCAAGUCCAAAAAAGUCAUCGGAACCCACUAUUGACCUUUUAGGACUUGAUGGUCCAGCUGAAGCAUCUGUUACAAAUGGAGGCACUGCUGCUGUCACAGCGCUGAAUGAUGACCUGGAUAUCUUCGGUCCAAUGAUCUCUAAUCCUUUACCAGCAGCUGCUGUACCUCCUGCUCAGAGCACUUCCACUAAACCAGCAGCUGCCACCUUGUCUGCGGCAUCCGGGGAUCUUGAUCUAUUCACUGAGCAAACAACAAAAUCCGAAGAAUCAGCAAAGAAACAACUCUCCAAAGACUCCAUCUUAUCACUGUAUGGCACAGGAACCAUGCAGCAGCAAAAUGCUCCAGGUAUGUUCAUGGGGUCGUCCUCUAUGCCAUUUACCACACAACCAUCCACUCAUUUUCAAGGCUUUCCAGCCAUGGGAGUUCCUGUGCCUGCAGCAACUGGGAUGAUGGGAAACGUGAUGGGACAGUCGGUGCCAGUCAUGGGACAGAGCACAGGCGUGAUGGUAGGAAUGGGAAUGCCCAAUGGAUUUACUGGUGCUACACAAACUGGUGUGAUGGGACUUCCUCAAAAUGUCGUUGGACCUCAAGGUGGAAUGGUGGGACAGAUGGUCACGCCACAAAAUAAGUAUGGAUUGCAACAAAGCCAACAAGCUCCAUGGAACCUCUCUCAGAUGAAUCAGCAAAUGGCCGGAAUGAAUCUCAGCAGCUCCAGCAACGUGAUGGGCUUCAGCCAGCCCCCCAGCACAGCGGCAGGGUGGACGGGAAGCUCCUCUGGUCAGACUCUCAGCACGCAGCUGUGGAAAUGAAAGUUGCAAUAGAAGUCUCGCCCAGAACGGCCACCUAACAUUCCUUGUUCAAAUGCGUUUACUUUCACUGUUCCUUCCAUGUACAUACUCUUUUUCUUCUUCCCCAGCUGUUCAGAUUAAGAAUAUAACUGACUGACCGUGUUGUGGUCUAUACUGAUUUAAAUUUGAUGUAGUGAAAAGCAGAUCAAGAAUACAUUUAUACAUCCUUGGCAGCGUUUUCAUACAAUGCAUAUGAUUUCAUAGGCCAUAUAUUUAAGAAGCUGCUUAACCACAUAUUGAUUUAUUUUCCCUCAAAAUUCUAGAUCAAAUGUUUGCAUAUAAGGGAUGUAGCUAUCAUGUUAGUAAUAUCCAAAAAUAUGAACCCUGACCCCCCCCAAAUCACCCAGUAAUCCUGUAGAAGGUACUGUAUGAACAAAUGUUUAAUCAUAUAUAAAUAGAAUGUAAAUGUAUCACUGAGCAAUGUUUUCUAGUGUAUCAAACAAAUUUUGUUUCAUCAUACAUUUCACUGUGAUGUUAUUAUGGUGUGCAUAACAGGGAAUACAGUUAUCGAGAGAAAGAUAAACCUGGAUGUUGCUGUAGUUCUACAAAUCAAUAGUUCAUUCUUUUAAAAAUGAGCAUUUGAUCCGUUUGAGGUCGCUGUGAUAAAGAAUCCAAUCUGGCGCUCGAGGCACGUACACAGUAUUAAUGCCAAGAACUAGUGGCACAGUAUGUACACAAGGGAACUCAAUGUGAACAGAUCUAUUUUUCCUUGCAGAGAUAUCCAGGUUUAUGACAGUGAUUGUGUUUACAUUUUAUGGUGCCUCGUAAUGAUAAAAUGUUAUUUCCCUAUAUUAAAAGGAUAAAUCCAUAAA